Macrosiphum euphorbiae (potato aphid) is the source of this 315-nucleotide messenger RNA. Lineage: Eukaryota; Metazoa; Arthropoda; Insecta; Hemiptera; Aphididae. The record is from the annotation of a GenBank genome assembly.
AUGGAAUCAAAAUUAUUCACUCCAGAGAAUGAUGAACAAUUAAUAGCACUUGUUCGUGAUCACCCUGUUUUAUACAAGUUAAAAGACAAGAACUAUAGAGACAAUAACAUAAAGGAUAAUGUUUGGAAAGAAAUUUCAUUUAGUAUCGGAAAAAGUGCUAAUGAUUGCAAGACACGAUGGAGAACUAUUAGGGACUCAUACAAAAAAACUUUAAAAAAAAUGAAAAUGGGUACUGGUUCAGCUGCAAAAAAUAAAUCAAAAUACAAUGAUGACGCAUUAAGCUUUUUGAACGAACAAGAAGAGGAGAGAAGGUAA